This is a messenger RNA of Sebastes umbrosus (honeycomb rockfish), 4238 nucleotides long. RefSeq lists its product as uncharacterized. The record is from RefSeq and is a predicted model, not a curated record. NCBI's taxonomy places the organism in Eukaryota, Metazoa, Chordata, Actinopteri, Perciformes, Sebastidae. Bases 2775 to 4238 code for a protein of 487 amino acids. The transcript has 2 exons.
GCUGCACCAGCCCAACAGUUUGCUGUGUAACUAAAAGUGAAAGACGAAGUCAACCUGAACAGAGGAGGAGAGCACCUGUCAUGGUAAUGAACAGGGCCCCGCCUUCCAGUUCUCAAACAUAUUAGUUAUAUAUCGAGGACGACCGAUGCGUCCUCGGAGAGCACAGCAGCAGGAUUUGACCGCUCCACAGUUGGUUGUUGGUGUGCAGAGUCUCAUACUUUGGUCCUCUACAACAGAAGAAACACAAGACAGUGUCGGCGGAGUUUCUCUUCAAACAUCUUCAACUGCAUCACCACAGAAGAUACAUCAGAACUUGGCGUCACGAAUUCAGGACGUGUUUGUGGCUGCGGCGCAGCUGGAUGCAGCCCUGCUUUCCUCCUCUCAUCCAGGGUGAGCCUACACCGUUACGCUGUUUGGGGGGGAUGAGGUCUGACUAGAGCUGUCCCUGGCUGUGUUGGUUUUCGGCCACACCGAAAUGAUUCUGUGUGGGUGAAUAUUUGUCAUGCUGUGUUGAUGUUUGCGGGUGAAGUUCCGUUUAAAUUUGUCUUAUUCUCCAUUGUUUUACUGCGUUGUGGGCAACGCAGUAGGGGGGUGUGAUGGUAGAAUAAGAGUUAAGAAUAAAAAGUAGAAGGGUAAUGUUGUGUAAAGGGUAAAGGCAAGGAGCCUAGCAAUGAGUAACGUUAAGUGAGUUAAAAAACUAUGCGGGGUUAAUGAAGAAGAGAGCUCAUAAACUUCUUAAACCAUAAGACAUGUGUAAAUUAACCGCUGCGUGAAAGUUGAAUAAGUGGAAUUUAAGGAAAAACCUGGUACCAGGUGUAUAACCAGGAAUAAGGAUUAAAGGAAGCCGCAGAUUUGGAUUAAAGCCCUCUGAGAGGCGGUUUAGUACGGGCCUAAAACCUGAAUAUUACAUCAGGUGAGUUCAGGUCGGUUAUAAGCAAAUAACUGGAAGUGUAGAGGAAAAUAUUUGUAGAUAGACGCCCUCUCUGGCGUGAGCUGACGAGCCACGACUGAUGCCGUUUUGUCAGAUAUUCUACACUUCAAAGGUAGCAAAAAUUUAGAUAUAAGGAAUAAAAAGGAAUAAGGAAGCGGCAAAAGCAUGCUUAAAUAGGACAGUAUGAAUGAGUCGACUUUAGAAUAGAUUGUUGAUUGUAAUUUUGGUUUUGGUUUUGUUAUAUUUAGUGUUUUCGAAAUUAAAGUUAAGUAUAUUGGCAGGCUGAAGAGGGAUUCUCUCCUCCCCCUCCUCUCUCUGUCUCUCUGUCGAGAGAGACGUCAGCACUGCAGGCUGAAAUUGUGUGUCUCUAUGGGUGUGUGUGCUUAGAACACGAAUACUUUGUUUUAGAAAGGUGGUCACUAUUCCAGUGUUGUGUUUAGAUUAUGCGUUAGGAUUAAGUUUAUGGUUUAUAAACUUUUUCGGGGACGUUUUAAAUUGUUAAAACUCUAUAAGCCUCAUUGGAGGAUAUUAAAAAUAAGAGUUAAAAUAUAAGCCCCGGAAAGGGAGAUAGGAAAAGAUUAGAGAAGAUUUUAUAAGUUUGAUUUAAGAUUGAUGAACUUUUUCGGAAGACAUUUAAUUUGAUAAAUAAAAGUUAUGAGCCUUUUUAAGGACAUUUCUAUAAGAUUUAAAUAAUUUGCUAUGAGCUUCCGAAAAAGACUUAUUUAAGUUAAAUAAGGAGAAGUGGAGAGAUUAGUAUAUAACUCUGUGUAAAAGAUAAAUAUGAUAGAGAGGAAUGAAGAGUGCUGAGUGAGUUAUGAUGGUGAAGGAUUUGAGAAGUGUGGAGUGCAUUGAGAGUUUUUUAUGGUGAUGAUGAAUGAUAUGGAAUAAAUGCUUGGUGUUUAAAAGUGCAAAAUAUUUGUUAUAAAUAACCUAAAGUGCUGGCAGAAGAAAAAAAAAAAAAAGAAAAAAGAGGGUUGCAAAAUAUUAUUGAACUAAAUUGUGAAGAGAAAGAUCUGAUUUUGUUUUUUCCUUUGUUCCUUGCAUUUGUGGGGGAGACACGGAGAGACGGGUGGAGCCUGAACAGUGUGUCACGCGGACCAAUUCGGCGACGUCAGACUCCUACCCAGACAAACCUCUGCACAGGGCCAGUACUGUUUUUGUUCACGAACUCUUUCUAUACCUGCUGUUUGAAAAUAUGUUUGUAUAAGCAUUUAGGAUCAUUGGAAGUUGACAUCUAUUGCUUACAUUUUCAAUUUGAAGUGGGGAACAGCACAUUCUGUCUAUAUGUGCUAUUUCAAAAGAAGCUUGGCAACAGACUGACUAGUUAAGACAUUUAAUUAAUUAAUGGAGUACAAUUGGUGAGUUUAAAAUUCUGUUGUGGAUUGGUUUAUUCUGAGCUGAACUAUGUUGUGGAUUCAAUUUGAGAUUGUUUUGAGAAUUUGAGGUGAAUAGUUGUGAGUUUGGAUGUUUGUUUUGUUGCAAAUAAUAGCAGCCAGUGAUAGUUGGUCCUUGGGGAUAGUGUUUGAUUUUAGGGAAUUCAUAUUUGGUUGGAUUUUCUGACAUUCUGGGACAUUGUAAUCGUAAUCUGAUUGACCUUUGGGGGUUAGAUUGACAUUGUGUGGUUUGGUAUUGUGAUUUCUUAUCAUAUUAAUAGAUCCUCUGGGGUCCUUUAAAGUUGGCAAAUUAAUUUCUUUGGUCGGUUGACUGUGGCAAAAAUAGUGAUUCACAAAUAAGUUGAACAAAUAAAUAAAAUAAAUUAAUAAUCUUAAGUGAUUUUGGUUUAAGUGAUUAACCUCACUUAUAUUGACUGAUUACUUGAUUGAUUGAUUGAUUAAUUAGUUGAAUGUAUAAAAAGCAAUAUAAAGUAGCUAAAAUGUCAAAAAAGGACGAUAAAACUUCAAAAGUAAUCACGCCUCUUGAUGUCGUUCAAAACAAUAAUCCAUUAAUAAAAGAGAUCCCACGGAUCUCAGCAAAAUGGUACCGCCGUUGGACAGAGAUAGAUCAACCCUGGCCAGUGAAAGGGACCUUUAAUCCUGAUGUAAUUAAAAAAUUGCAGGUGCUUGUAUCUACAUAUAAAGCGGAACAAAAAAGAGGGAAGAAGGGAGAGAAACGUAAAGAAAAGAGACAAACAGAACUUGCGAUACUCCAGUUGUUUGAAACUGAGGGACAGAAGUGGACAAAGGCUGCGAAGGAGAAAAAAGAAGAAAGCAUGGAAAGAAUGGGAAAAAUGGCCAAAGAAACAGAGAAACUAAUGGCUGAAGUUAAUUCAUCUUUCUCACAUACGAACCCAGUGAGGAAACCUCCACCUUAUGAGAAGAAUGUGGAAUUCCAGGAACUUUAUCCUCAGCUCCCAGUGAUUAGUCAAGAGGGUAAAUAUCAGAUUAUGGAUGAGGAGGAUCGGAUAAUUGAAUUUGGACAAGCUGAAACUACAAUAAAGAUGAAUCCAAGUUCAAAAAGUAAGAAGAAAACAAAACGACUGGAAACAAAAGGAGGAUUGAGGAUCAGGAAGAAGAGUUUUGGAGACGACGUUGAUCAGAGUGACUCGGAGGAAACCUUGGGCGGCUAUGACCCUGCAGUCAGGCGGAUACUGGCUAGAGCGGAAAAGAAAGGGGAUAAGACAUUGAGGAAAAAGGAUUUAGGAAACGAUAGCUCCAAUGAAAGUGAGGAUGGAGACUAUGAUGAAGACUGGGAGAGUGGAGGUGCUUCGGCUUCAAGAGGAUCCUAUCUGGGGACAUCCAGUACCAUGAGUGAAGACAGACAGAAAACUAUGAGAGAAAUCGAAAGAAGCAUAGAGGAAUGCCUUUCAUGCUUGGAUAGAAGUCCCAGCCCUGAUCGCCAAGGAACGUUGGAAGAACAAUUGGAGGAACUGUACAUACAGAAAAAAGAGUUACAGAAGAAGAGCUCCCCAAAACCAGCUAUGAGAUGUACAUUGCGCUCAAGAAAAAAGAAGGAGACUGGAAAAAUCUGUCCAGUCAUUAUCCGAGGACAGAAUUUGGAGUAUAAACCCUGGCAGAGCACAGAUAUGUCUGAUAUACUCGAGAAGUUACCUACUCUGCAGGAUGGAGCAUAUCCUUGGAUUUCAAAGCUGGAAGAAAUCACAGUAGGAACACACCUGGCCAUGGGAGACGUCAAGAGACUGUUGGCUAGCCUUCUUGGGGUCACAGGUAUGGAUGAAAUUCUACAGAAAGCAGGACUCGAUCGAUAUGUGGGGACUGCAGUGAAUGAUUCAGAACUGUUUGCUGCACAUAGAGGUCAAAUGUGGAACCAAGCGGAAGGACGCUCAGUCAGUUGCCAAGUUUUUGUGUAG